AUGUUUUCCAAAGUGUGCCGUUGGCUCACCGCACUGUCUCUUGCUUUUGCCCCCCUGGCAGCGGCAGACCUCUGCUCUAAACUUGACACGCAAAACGUUCAGGUCCAGAAGUCGCCCACCCUUGACUACAUCUCCGAGUUGAAAGACUACUGGUCUGUUGCGUGUGGUGACCUCAAACCAGCAUGUAUAGUCUUCCCAUCAAGCGCUGAAGAGAUGUCCCAGAUCGUCAAAGAGCUGCAUGAGGUGGAUGACCUAUUCGCUGUGAAAUCCGGAGGGCACAUGCCAAACAAUGGCUUCGCUAGUAUCCAGAAUGGAAUUCUUGUGUCAACCAAGAAUCUGAAUCAGGUUGUCUAUAACAAGGAGGACCAAACGGCGGACAUUGGACCUGGUCUUUCCUGGGAGGAGGCCCUUGGUGGUUUAGAAGGGACUGGCCGGACGAUUGUUGGUGGACGCAUGGGAGGUGUUGGUGUUGGGGGAUUCAUGCUUGGAGGUGGACUGAGCUUCCUUAGCUCGCAGUAUGGCUGGGCGGCCAACAAUGUGGUCGACUUCGAAGUGGUCCUUGCUAAUGGCACGAUUACCCAUGCCAACAACAAAGAGAACACUGACCUCUUCAAAGCCUUGAAAGGCGGCGGUAACAGCUUCGGCAUCGUCACCAACUACAAACUGCAAACACACGCGCAGGACCACAAGGUAUGGGGAGGAAACUACAUAUACACGCUCGACAAGACGCCCCAAGUCCUGGAAGCUGUGCAGGAUUUCACCGCGAACUACCCCGACGACAAAGCUGCGAUCAUCCUGACUGCGAACCACGGUUCCCUCGUCAACACAUGGAUCUUGUUCCUCUUCUAUGACGCACCCUCUCCGCCAGAUGGUGUUUUUGACAAGUUCAAGGACAUCCGACAUGCGGAUACUACCAAGACCUGGGAUUCGUACUAUAAGCUGCUCAAACACAACGACCUUUUCAUCAUCAAGGGCCAGCGAUACGUCAUUGGCACCGAAACAACACCCCUCCCCGGUAAAAACGAUGUGGAUAUCCUUCAAACGUACUACGACCAUUGGUUCAACGUCACCGACAGCGUUCUCGAAGUUACGGGCCUGCUUGGCUCAAUCGGCAUCCAGCCGAUGCCUCGAGCUAUUACCCAGAAAGCCAAAGACAUGGACGGAGACAUGAUCGACCUCCCCACAGAUCAAGACUACAUCAUGUUCGAACUCGAUUUCUCCUACGGCUUCUCCAAAGACGACGAAAAAAUCGACGCCGCGCACCAGAACGUGUACGAAGGCCUUGACCGUCUCAUUUCAAACUAUGUGGACGAGGGCAAGCUGCCCGAUGUGUACCGUCCGCUGUUCAUGAAUGAUGCGUACCACAGACAGGAUUAUUGGGGCCGGUUACGCACGAAGGAGGAGGGAUUGCAGGUACAGGAGAAGUAUGAUCCUGAUAGGUUCUGGCAGAAGAGGACUAGUGGUGGGUUCAGGCUUACUCCGUAA
Molecule: messenger RNA, 1485 nt
Organism: Aspergillus candidus
Lineage: Eukaryota; Fungi; Ascomycota; Eurotiomycetes; Eurotiales; Aspergillaceae
Product: FAD-binding oxidoreductase
Exons: 5
Coding region: 1-1485 (494 amino acids)
Molecular function (GO): FAD binding
Source: RefSeq, a predicted model, not a curated record